GGCGGGCGCCAUGCGGCGGGGCGCGCUCCUGGCGGGCGCCCUGGCCGCGUACGCCGUGUACCUGGUGCUGGGCGCGCUGCUCGUGGCGCGGCUGGAGGCGCCGCACGAAGCCCGGCUCCGAGCCGAGUUGGGGACGCUGCGGGAGCAGCUGCUGCGGCGCAGCCCGUGCGUGGCGGCCCCGGCCCUGGACGCCUUCGUGGAGCGAGUGCUGGCGGCCGGACGGCUGGGGCGCGCCGCGCUGGCCAACGCGUCGGGGCCCGCCAACGCCUCGGACCCCGCCUGGGACUUCGCCUCGGCGCUCUUCUUCGCCAGCACGCUGGUCACCACCGUGGGCUACGGCUACACGACGCCGCUGACAGACGCGGGCAAGGCCUUCUCCAUCGCCUUCGCGCUCCUGGGCGUGCCGACCACCAUGCUGCUGCUCACCGCCUCGGCCCAGCGCCUGUCGCUGCUGCUGACCCACGCGCCCCUGUCCUGGCUGAGCUGGCGCUGGGGCUGGGACCCGCGACGGGCCGCGCGCUGGCACCUGGUGGCCCUGCUGGGCGUCAUCGUGACCGUCUGCUUUCUGGUGCCGGCCACGGUCUUCGCCCACCUGGAGGAGGCCUGGAGCUUCCUGGACGCCUUCUACUUCUGCUUCAUCUCUCUGUCCACCAUCGGUCUGGGUGACUAUGUCCCCGGCGAGGCCCCCGGCCAGCCCCACCGGGCCCUCUACAAGGUGCUGGUCACAGCCUACCUCUUCCUGGGCCUGGUGGCCAUGGUGCUGGUGCUGCAGACCUUCCGCCACGUGUCCGACCUCCACGGCCUCACGGAGCUCGUCCUGCUGCCCAGCCCGUGCCCCGCCAGCCUCGGCGACGACAGGGACGAUCGGGUGGACAUCCUGGGCUCCCCGCCCGAGCUGCACCAGCACCUCUCCGCUGGCGCCCGCGCCGACUACGCCUCCAUCCCCAGGUAGCGGGCAGGCGGUGGCUGCGGGCCCAGGGCAGGACCCGACGUCCAUGCAGGUGGAGCGGAGGCAGGGGCUGCUCGGCCCUCGGGCCCUGGGGCUCCGGCGGCACCUCGUCGACCUCCCCCCUGCCCCCUCCCCCCUAUUGUCCCCUCUCCCCCUUGCCCCACCCUCUGGCUUUCUGCUUUCCUGACGUCCGUCCUUCGACCCUCAGUCUCCAUGUUCCAUCAGCCGCUCACCCACCCGCUCCUCCAGGGAGGCUGUCCCAGACCCGGUCCCGGACCUGUUUCGCGCAGGUCAGGUGCUCAGUGGCAGCCCUCUCUGAGCCUCGGUUUCCUCGGCUGUCAGAGAGCCGUCCGUUCACCCCCAGACCCUGCCUCUGUGCUGGCCCAGGGCUACACAGUUCUGGGGACACAGGAGUAGUGGAGGUGGCCCUGUUCUCUACUUUCAUGGGACUCACAGCCAUGUCCCCACCUGGUGGAAGUCCCAGAGGGCACAGGCAGAGUGAGUGGUCAGGGCACCAGCCAGCUGCAGCUGGAAGGUCAGGAGAGGAAGUGACAGGACUGAGAACGGAAAUGUGAGGAACGGUCAGAGGAAGAAGGUGUCCUUGAUUCACGUUCCCAGGUACCUUCAGGGACCAGGGCCUGCGUGGCCAUCCUGGGGCAGGCCGGGUGGCAGGACCUCCCUCAGUAUCUCAGCCCAGGUCCCCCUUCACCGAGCCUGUGGGCUCCCUCUAGCCCAGCCGUGUCCUGCCCAGGUCCUUAGGCAGUUUCUCUACCUCUCAGACUGUUCCUAUAAAAUGGCAACCAGGAUAGCACCACUUGCAGAGGUGAUGUGGCCGGGACUGCCCUGUUACUCUGUGACACUCUGGCCAGGCUCUCUUCUGGAUACUUUACAGGAAGGGAGAUAAUGUUGGUUAUCUCCUUUCCACAGAUGAGGAAACUGAGGCAAGGGAAGGUGGUCCCUUGACCCAGCCACAGGCGAGGAAGCGAUUGGUUGUAGGUUUAAGCCCCUCGGAUCUGCCCCUCCUGAGACGGGCUGUCGCAGAGCCUCCUGCCAAGGGUCCUGGACUGAGCUCCUAGCUCUACCACACCCUGUGCCUCAGUCACAGAAGGGACCACGGGACACUGGAGCCAGGCAGGGCAGGGCAGGCAGAAGCAAGAGCCUGCCCAGGCCUGGCGCUGGGGCAUGUGGGCAGCAGCUUCUGGCUCCUGUGCCUGGAAUAAGGCAGGGACGAGGGAGGAGCUGGUCUGAGUCCUGGAGUGACUCCCCGGGUGGCCUCAUCCGGAGGGCACUGGAGAGGUAUGGAGGGGUUUGGACCAAGAAGGGGAGUCGUGGUCAGAUUUGGACUUUAGGAAGGCCCCCCAGCUGCGUGUGCAGGGAGAUAAGUGGGGGAAACUGAGGCAGGAUGCUGGGGGAGGCUGGGGGAGAACAGAGAGCAUGGGCUGGGCAGGGCCAUGGGAUCGGGGAGGCCCCGAGCUGGCGGAUGGGCUUUGCAGACUGGGAAGGACCGGGCCCAUGGUCAGUUGUGCCUGGGGACCUGGGAGGUAGCACAGCUCUGAGAGGGGUUGGGGGCUAUUUUAACAUAUGGUGAGUCUGAGGGGCUACAGGGACAUCCAGGAGGUGUCACAGGGCCCUGGGGCUGGGGCUUAGGGGGUGGUUAAAGUUGGAGACAAAGGAAUUGAGGCUGUGGGAGAGGAUGAAGAGAGAAGUAAGUGGCCUCAGGGUGUUUACAUAUUGAUAUCAAUUAGGAAAGAUUUUGGCUUUUCUGGGGUUCUAAUAAGGCAAAUGUUAGAUUGCUCCUCAUCAGAGUCAGGGAGACCUCUGGAAAUACUCUCCACAGCAAUGCAAGAGCCUAGUGAUCCCAGGGUCCCUGUGUCUCUGCUCUGCCACCCUCAGCUGAAGGCUUGCCUCACAUGUGUUCUCCCCUCAUGGUCCCAAAGUGGCUGCCAGAGGUCUAGGCAUCACAAUUGGACAUGAUCUUCUCUAGUGAGCAAUGACCCUUCAAUGAAUGUUGUGAUACCAAAGAAAAGUGCUUACAAAGGAGAAAGAAAAAAAGCACAGGAUAAAGAGGAAUAAGGAAAACCAGGAAGGUGGACAGUAAAAUGGUAAGAAAAGAAAAUUUUAGGGCUGGGGUUGUGGCUCAGUGGUCGAGCACUUGCCUAGCACAUGUGAGGCACUGGGUUCAAUCCUCAGCACCACAUAAAAAUAAAUAAAAUAAAGGUAUUUGUGUCCAACUACAACUAAAAAAUAUUUUUAAAAAAUAUUUGGAAAAAAAGAAAAGAGAAUUUUAAAUUCCACAUGAUUGUUGUGAUAAGUGAUAGAAAAUACUUACAGAGGGUUCACCAUGUGCCAGGCACAGCUCUAAGCCCUUGACACAUUCAACCUUCUCAGCAAACCUGUGAGUCAUGAACAUUCUCUACCUUUUACAGAUGAGGAAAAGUGGCUCAGAGAGGUUAAGUAACUUGCCAAAAGUCACAUAGAAAGUGCAAAACUGGGAUAUGAACAGGCUCUUGGUUGGUCACCUCUUCCUAUGGGAGCUCAGAAACAUCCACUGUCCAGCUCUUUUCAGCUUCCCGGCCUUUUGGGCUUCUUAUCAAGGUCACAUUGGAUCUCGGCAUUCAAAUCAGGGUGGAUGGUUUGGGCAGCUGCUUCUUAUCUCCUUGAGGGAGGUGCCUGUUAAUCUGGCUUCCAGGGCUUGCUGCUGCUCUGCAGGUUCCUCUAGGAAGAGUUACCAGGUCCUGUUCCAUUCGAAGUAUUUAAAAACAAAACCAAAAAAAGGAUGUGCUAAAAAUUCCAAAGGGGAGCUGGGCACGGUGGCACACACCUGUCAUCCCAGCAGCUUAAGAGGCUAAGGCAGGAGAAUCGUGGGUUCAAAGCCAGCCUCAGCAACUCAGCAAGACCCUGUCUCUAAAUAAAAUAUAGAAAGGGCUGGGGCUGGGGCUCAGCGGGUAAGUGCCUCUGGGUUCAAUCCCUGGUAGAGAGAGAGAGAGAGAGAGAGAGAGAGAGAGAGAGAGAGAGAGAAAAGAGAGGAGAGGGAGGAGAGAAAAAAGGAAAAGAGAAAUGCCAACUGUACCACGGAGAGCUCGGCCGGCGGGGGAGAAGCCUUCCUCCUGCACUCGGCGCGGGGGUCCGCAGGUUUCCUCCAGGGCUGCGCCGGCAACAUCCACACGCGUGUCUUAUUUCCCAUUCUACACAAAUGGUACCUAGUGUGUUGAGGUGGUGAGAAUCACAGACUGUCACUCCCAAGCUGGGGGACUUUGGGCAGGUGAUGUCACCUCCAGUUGCUCAUUUGUGACACGGGAUGCCAACCGCGCCUACCUCAUGGAUGGAGCAGUCGAGCUCACCACCUGGAGAGCACUCAGGGGCGUGUGGGACUCCGUGAAAUGCUGCCUCAUAUUGCUGUUGUUCUCAUUGUAAAAUAUUAUGUAGAUGAUAUAAAAACAUUCACAUUUCAACAUUA
Molecule: messenger RNA, 4406 nt
Organism: Marmota monax (woodchuck)
Lineage: Eukaryota; Metazoa; Chordata; Mammalia; Rodentia; Sciuridae
Gene: Kcnk6
Product: potassium two pore domain channel subfamily K member 6
Exons: 3
Coding region: 11-952 (313 amino acids)
Biological process (GO): potassium ion transmembrane transport; stabilization of membrane potential
Cellular component (GO): membrane
Molecular function (GO): potassium ion leak channel activity
Source: RefSeq, a predicted model, not a curated record